Molecule: messenger RNA, 1533 nt
Organism: Cricetulus griseus (Chinese hamster)
Lineage: Eukaryota; Metazoa; Chordata; Mammalia; Rodentia; Cricetidae
Source: RefSeq, a predicted model, not a curated record
AGGGGGGCAGCCCCGCCGUGAGGAGGGUGGGAGCUCCCGCAGCCGUUGACGAUGGAAGAACUAGAGCAAGGCCUGUUGAUGCAGCCAUGGGCAUGGCUACAACUUGCUGAGAACUCACUGUUGGCCAAGGCAUCUAUCACCAAGCAGGGGUAUGCCUUGCUGAUUUCGGAUCUUCAACAGGUGUGGCAUGAGCAGGUGGAUACUUUGGUGGUCAGCCAGCGAGCUAAGGAGCUGAACAAGCGUCUAACUGCUCCCCCCUCAGCUUUUCUGCACCAUCUGGAGGAGCUGCUUCUCCCAUUGUUUAAAGAUUCUGCUCACCAGGAUGCUGCUCAUCCUAGCAAAGCUACCUUCUCCUGUGAUCGAGAAGCAGAGGCACUGGUUCUUCGGGUGCGGAGCGAGCUGUCUGGGCUCCCCUUCAAUUGGCAUUUCCACUGUACUCCGGCUAGUUCUUCACUGGUCUCUCAGCAUUUGAUUCGUCCUCUGAUCGGUGUGAGCCUGGCAUUGCAGUGUCAUGGGAGGGAGCUAGCAGCAUUGCUUCGGAUGAAGGACCUAGAGAUCCAGGGCUACCAGGAGAGUGGGGCUGUGCUGAGCCGAAGUCGAUUGAAGACAGAGCCAUUUGAAGAAAAUUCUUUCUUGGAACAGUUUAUGGUACAGAAAUUGCCGGAGGCAUGCACUGUUGGUGAUGGAAGACCAUUUGCCAUGAAUCUGCAGAGUCUGUAUGUAGCAGUCACCAAACAGCAGAUCCAAGCAGGACAGAAGCAUCAAGGCUCUGGGGAGACUCAGACAUCAUGCAGCACUUCCCCUCGAGGAACUGAUAGCCAGCUUCUGGACCAGCCAGAACAGCCAGUCUCUUCUACUCCAGCCCUCUCAGAGCCUGAACAUGAGCCCAUGGGUGCUUCAGGCCCUAUGCAGAGACCUCAGCUGGCAAAGGCCAAGAGGAAGAAGCCAAGAGGACUCUUCAGUUAACUGACCAUGUCUCCGCCACUGAGAAGGGAGCAGAACAGCUUCCCAAUAUCAUCUGGAAAGGAGCUGGCACGUCAGAACACCCUCUGAUGGAGCUGCAGUCAGAGGCCCAAGUUUAUGUUGACAGGCCACCUGAAUGGGAUCUUCUUCUCUGGCAGAAGCUUGGCUCUGGCUCCAACUCACUGACAUUGGCAUUCCAUAUAUGAGUGAAGCCAGCUCCUCAUUCAAUGGUGUUCUUUCUGUAGAACUAGUACCCUAUGGUGAACUUAGCUAAAGCAAGUCUGCAAAGAGGCGCAUGCCCAAGACACCUGUCUGCUUUUCACAAGGGUCCCUCACAGUCCCACAGGCCCCUUAGAAAGCCACUUCUCUCCUAACACAGAAUAAAGGGCACUCGCACUGCCCUGCUGUUGAGGUGGCCUGCUUGUGGUCUGUAACCUCUUUGCACCCACAGUCCCUGGUUAUAUCCGGGUCAUAUUGAGCUGUCAUUCUCUUCCUACAGAUUUUCUGUCAGCUUCUCUAAUGUGGCCCGAGGUCAGUCACAAUUAAAACCGUGAUCUUGAGAACUCUCUA